Molecule: messenger RNA, 399 nt
Organism: Bipolaris maydis ATCC 48331
Lineage: Eukaryota; Fungi; Ascomycota; Dothideomycetes; Pleosporales; Pleosporaceae
Source: RefSeq, a predicted model, not a curated record
AUGCGCACUGCUCUAGCCGCAGGCUUCUCUCCCAACGAACUAGAUCGCCGCCCCCGUGCCGAAGGUCGCGCACUGGACUGGGCAAUCUGCGAUGGUCGUUCUGUCGAUUAUGCUGUGCUCAAGCAAAACCUUCCUGUUGUUGAACUUUUGCUUGAAGCUGGCGCCGACCCAAGGCUUCCUUCAAGGAAUGGCUCCUCACCGAUUGACUCUUUGGAGGCCUGGUUUAGGCAAUACGAGAUCCAUAGGGACACGUGGGCAGAGGAGGAUUUGGAGUUGAAACCAUUUUUUGAGAAGGCAUUGGUGGCCAUGAAAAGAACGAGAGAUGAGCUCGAUGGUGAGUUUUGCACUGACGCCCUGUUGUGGGCUCAUUAUUUGUUCACUAACUCAAGGUGCAACUAG